AUGGAGAAAAGAGGAGCUGACCGAUGCAGUAUGAUAACCGGAAAGAGCACCCACAAUCAGCGAAUAGAGUGUUUGUGGCGAGAUGUGUUUACUGCUGUACUGUCAUAUUAUUAUGAACUAUUUAAUUUUCUCGAGGAUGAGGGUGUUGUGGACCCACUUAACCCGAUCUGUAUCGCAGCUUUACACCAUGUAUUUCUACCAAGAAUCAAUAAAAAGUUGGAAUUAUGGAUGACAGCAUGGGCAAAUCAUAAAAUGCACACGACAAGAACAAGCCCUCUGCGUUUGUGGCUGUCAAGCCAAAUGCAAAAUCCUGUUGGCCUUUCCGAAACAGCCACCGAAGAUGAAGUAGCUAACUAUGGCAUAGAAGGAAUUUUGUUUGAAACAGAAAAGUUGAGUGAAAAUUGUCUAUCUCAGCUAGUAAGUGACAUUCCAGAUCUAAGCCCAUCAGUUAACCAUGGCAUUGAUUUAUAUUUAAGAGCUAUUGAUAUAAUUCAGCAUUAUUCAAAUAAUAGUUGA
Messenger RNA from Paramuricea clavata, 516 nucleotides. Lineage: Eukaryota; Metazoa; Cnidaria; Anthozoa; Malacalcyonacea; Plexauridae. The record is from the annotation of a GenBank genome assembly.